Molecule: messenger RNA, 1613 nt
Organism: Gossypium arboreum
Lineage: Eukaryota; Viridiplantae; Streptophyta; Magnoliopsida; Malvales; Malvaceae
Exons: 8
Coding region: 310-1029 (239 amino acids)
Biological process (GO): retrograde vesicle-mediated transport, Golgi to endoplasmic reticulum
Cellular component (GO): SNARE complex; endoplasmic reticulum
Molecular function (GO): SNAP receptor activity
Source: RefSeq, a predicted model, not a curated record
AAAUUGAAAAUUUUAACACAAUUCGUAUAGUUUACCAAAAAAAUCUCCUAGCCAUAAUUAUUAUUUAUUUUUAAUUUCUUGGAAGGUGUCACCGCUGAUACACAAAGCAAAGGGAGUCUUAAUAUUGGCAAAGAAAAUAAAAUAGUAUAAAAAUUUAUAGAAAUCAGACGGAAAGAAGAGAGAGGGCGUGGUCACUCACCGGCGAGAGAGAUCCAAAGGCCAAAAGGAACGCAGAGAACCAGGGGAGCUGCUGCACUCCCAAUUCAACAGCAAAUCAACUCUUAACCUGCUGCAGGUCAGGGAUUAGAGAUGGGAAGGAGUAAAACAGAAGUGAAUUUUCAAAGGUUACUUGCAGCUGCACCUCAACAAAGGAAUCAUUCUAAACUCAUGCAUUAUGUUGCGACUUUACGAGAACUUUUAGAACAGUUAGCUGAAGAGAGAACACCUGAAGGUUUACCUAGAGUUUCAAGUGCUGUGGUCAAUGAUUAUUCAAAAAAGAUUGAGGAAAUUGCUUCAGAAUUAACUGCCCCACUGCCCGAGAUUAAGGUAUCCCAGGAGCCCAUCACAAGAAACUCUUUUAAGCAGAGUCCUAAAUCGGAUUCAGAAAACCACAUGCCUUCCUCUCCAGGAUUAAGAAGGAGAGUUGUGCCUGCCUCGAACAUCAAAGAUAGAACUCAUGAAAUCACUGAGGCUGAUGCAUCUGCACCUAUCAAACUAGAUGCUGCAGCAGAAGCACACAUACAGAAGCACAGAAAGCUUCAAGAGGAUUUAACUGAUGAGAUGGUUGGAUUGGCACAGCAACUUAAAGAGCGUAGUCUCAUGAUGAGCCGGUCCUUGGAGAACACUGAAAAGAUACUUGAUUCCACUGAGACAGCUAUUGAGCAGAGUCUUGCUACCACCGGGCAUACUAAUGUACGUGCAAUGAAGAUAUAUUCUGAAACCUCUAAGACUACAUGUUUUCAAUGGCUUCUAAUGUUAGCCAUGAUAUGUGUUUUCAUCAUGGUUGUGCUUCUGAUUCGUGUAACAUAAAAUAGUUCUUGAAAAUGACUACUCAUCUGGGAAGACUCAUGACGUAAAUGCUUUUACCUAUUGAAACGAUGCCUGCCAUGAUUAGCGCUUCUUCAUUCUAUCAAUGUGUUAUAAGUAGGUUUUACUGGCUAUACAUUUGUAGAAUCGAGGUUUAGUACUGGCAGAUGCAACUUUUGUAGUUUGUUGCUGAUGAUGAUUAACGUUCAGUUCUGUAUAUAUUUAUCUUUUUCCCAUAUCAUUGUUUGUCGAUCGUAUGAGAUCGAUAAAUUUAGUUGUUUGUCGAUGAAUGUUUUCUUUGAAGCAUAGGUUCCCGGGUUGAAACUAAUAUAAUUCGUCUUCAGUAGCAUUUUGGAGUGAGUCCUUCAUUAAUGUGAUUUCAGUUCAACUAAGGGAUAACCGAAAUCGGUAUUGGUUUCAAGGUUGAAGAAAAAAACAUAAGCAAGAAUAACCCAGGUAUGUGUUCAAAGUGGGUAUGUUUAAAAUUUUAUUUUCUUUUGAAGUUCUUUAUGUAUUUGGAGGACUAUGUAUUUGUGUACGGAUAUAAAUUACGCAUGGGUGUCAGAUAUAAUUUCUUUUUUUAAAAA